Salvelinus sp. IW2-2015 is the source of this 10161-nucleotide messenger RNA. The record is from RefSeq and is a predicted model, not a curated record. NCBI's taxonomy places the organism in Eukaryota, Metazoa, Chordata, Actinopteri, Salmoniformes, Salmonidae.
GACUGUAGAGUAGAAUGUACAGAGCAGUCAGUAGUUAUUCCUCCUUUAAGUUGCUUUACAGAAGAAAGAUAAUGUGACAGUCUGUUAAAUGUCAACCCUGGAUAUCCGAUUAUAGGCCUAACGAUUUCGCUACUGACUCGAUAAAUAUCUGCAUUGAAAAUAAUUUUGUGGGUCUGCAAUAAGGUGGAAAGAGCUGGAGAAACAGAAAGAGGAAAGGGCGGGAGAAGAGAGAGAGGAGCUGGAAGAGCAGGGAAAUAGAGGGAGGAGAGAGGAACAAAGAUUCUGGACUCUGGAAAAAUUAAGCCACUGUAAAUAGUAAAGAAAACUCCCAAUGCAGAGAUGAAGCCGAUUAAAAAGCAAGGAAGGCGCUCGCCCCCGUCGACCCGAGCCAAAGGGGGGAAGAGACGGGGGACAGGGGACAGUGGAGAGAAAAGAGACUCGGACGAGAACAGAGACCGAUCCCCCAAAAUUCAGACCUCACCCCAAACCUCAUCUCACUCAGAGUCUUCUCAGGAGGAGUCGGUGACACUCACAACGAUGGCCACGCCAGAGAGGGAGGGCCACAGAGAGGGGCCCCGGCUCCCAGAGACAGCGGCCGCAGCAGCAGGGUCCCUCCCUGUGAAGUCGGAGGACUCCCGCCCGGGGAGCGUCAAGUCGCUGAGCGCCCACAGCACAGACAGCAGCAGCAGCGCCACCAGCGCUGCCAACAGCCCCAACCCCUCAUCCAACCGCAAGACGGCCACCUUCAAGGCCCGCGUCCCCAAGAAGAAGUACACCUCUGAGCACUGUGCUGCCGCCGCCGCUGCUGCCGCCAACCACGGAAACCCCGGCAACACCGGCGCACCUCCACUGAACAGAAAUAGUGCUCACUGUGACAGUAACGCUGGAAGUCAGUUGUCGAGCUUAUCUUCGGGGCCCGGGUCGGCGGCGAGUGAGGGCGGUUCGCUCACUGACAUCAACAGUCAGACCAGGAGACCAGUGGAGGACUACAUUACCACUAUAGCUCCACCACAGGACAGGGAUAACACACCUGGACCCCCUCCCACAGGGGACAGAGACAGGAGAGGCCCAGAGGGAGGCAGAGAAAUCUCCCCCAGCCCUGUCCGCUGCUCCUCUACAGACACGGCCAGCGAACACGACCUGGACGUGAGCGAGCCACACCGCUCCAACUCUCACCACACCAACCCCACCACCGAAGCACACACCCUGGCCCUGGUGCAACGUAGCACCCAGCACACUCCGACCCCACAGAGCCUGUCGGACGCGCUCGCCGACGCCCUGGCCAAAGGUCUAAAGAACCAGCGGGUGCUAGCCAGGCAGGCUAGGAGGAGGACUGGAAAGGGGGAAGAGGAGAACGGAGGUGGGGGGAGGGAGAGCAUGGACUCAGUGUUCAGAGCGGGAGUGGUGCGGCGGGUGAGCGGCGAGCACGGCAGCCUGGAGGUGCAGCUGAACGGUGAGAAGGAGCUUUACCGCUACCCGUUCCGUGAGGGCGCCCAGGGACCCGUGGACAUUAUCAUGGACGCCCCGCCGCCCGGCUCCCAAGCCGUCCCCAUCGGCACCGCUGUGUGCGUGCCCUUCGGAGGUAACGAGGACGGCGGCACCACAGAGGCKCAGCGCCAGUGGUACCGAGAGGGCCUGGUCACCCAGGUGGACUCCCACCCGGCUGUGUCCUACCCCUAUAGAGUGUUGUUAGAGGACAGAGUGCCCCCAGGGGAUGAGGAGGGGGAUGGCAGGGUGGGCACUCCGACCGCUGUGUGGGUGUCCCGUCAGAGCCUCCGCCUGCUGGUGCCCCCCUGGGACCUGGACCUGGGACCCUGCGGAGGGGGGCGAGAGGAAAGCGAUGCCGCCGCCAAGAGAGGGCGAGAGAGGGAGAGAGAGAAAGAGGACAGGGARGAGAUAGAGGUGGAGCAGGAGCUGUGUCGCCUCAGCCGUGGGAUGGGGCUCAGCGCGACUGUGGCUGGGUCCGUGUUGGGGAGGCUUUCAUACCCUGGAACGGCCCCCGCCUCCUCGUCUUCCUCCACUGUCAGCUCCCCCGUCACCCCCGCCUCGGUGCUGAGUCUGGUGGCUGGAAGAGACUGGGAGCGAGAGAAGGACCUGGUGGAGAGAGAGCGGGAGCUCCAGAGGAAACAAGAGAGAGAUAACCGAGAGAGGGCCAAGCAGCACCACKACUUCAUGCCCCUGACCCCCGAGGAGGACAUAGAGGUGUCCCACUUCAGCAUGGUGCCCAUGGGGGCGGCGGGGGGGGCGGCCAAGGCCCUGGCGGUGUCCCAGCACAGGCACAUACUCUCCAAGCCGCCCCCGGGCUACCUCAGCCCCCACCUGUCCGUGGUCCGGAGCCUCGGCGGCACCCCGCUGGUGGGCCCCCACCUGGCCCUCAACCCCCACCCCCCUCCCUCCCCCACGGUGCUACUGGGGCUAGAGUCGGGAGCGCUGGCAGCGGGGGCGGCCGUCAUCGCCACCCCUCAGCUCCCUCCUCUGUCCUCCUCGUCCUCCCGUGGCUCCCUGGAUAAGCCACCCUCUUCAAACUCCAUCUCCCACGGUGCAUCUGGAGGGGGUGGAGGCUCGUGCUCGACGUCCUCGUCGCGCUCCCGCACCCCGCUCACGGCGGCCCAGCAGAAGUACAAGAAGGGCGACGUGGUGUGUACCCCCACGGGCAUCCGCAAGAAGUUCAACGGCAAGCAGUGGAGGAGGCUGUGCUCCAGAGAGGGCUGCUCUAAGGAGUCCCAGAGAAGAGGCUACUGCUCGCGUCAUCUCUCCAUGAGAACUAAAGAGAUGGAGGCCAGCGGAGGGGGCAGAGACCGGGGCGGGGCCAGCAGUACGGGCACCCUAACCCCGUCAGACCUGAGGCUGGGCUGCGGCCGGACCAGUUCAGAGUUCGACUGGGACAACACGUCGCGAGACAGCAGCGAAGCGAGCAGUAGGGGAGGGGAUUCACGCCCCCGCUUGGUCCUGCCCUCGCUCCUGCCCCAGGACUUAUCACGCUUCGACUUUGAUGAGUGCGAGGCGGCCACAAUGCUGGUAUCUCUGGGCAGCUCCCGCUCGGGCACGCCUUCCUUCUCUCCCAUCUCCAACCAGUCGCCCUUCUCGCCCACACCGUCGCCCUCGCCUUCCCCGCUUUUCGUGUUCCGACCGGCCACCUUCAGCCCCAUCACAGGCGCCGCCUUCGGCUCACCCCUCGCCGCCACCGCACCACCUGACGCCGGCCUAAGAUGGCUUCACGCCGGGCUCGGGCCAGGGCGAAGCGCCAACCUCGAUUACGCCAAGCCCGACCAGCAGUUAGGGGAGACUAUAGGCCUCACGCCCAGCCCGCCUUCAGGGCCCCAGAUCCCCGCCGCGUCGUGCCCACUUGCGAGAACUACCCCCGUCAAUUCGUGCGGAACCCCGACGUCCCCCUGGCCAACGUUCAACAGAGGACCCCUUGUGAGGAGGGAGGAGCGAGGCCGCUCCUCCAGAGAGCACAGCCAGCCCCUGCACCUGCCACCGGCCUCCAAGCAACCCGUGCCCAUCAACGCUCUGGAUCAGGAGGUAGAGAGGAGCAGAGGAAGUCCCGGCACGGGCACGCCAGGACCCUUGAGAGGGCAUUGCCCCAGCGGUAGCCCGCACAGGCCUCUCCAACCGCCCAUGCCUGCGCCCUCAUCCUUACCAGCGGUCCCUCCACCCUGCCACCCCCGCAAGGACAUCACAUUGGACCGGCCCCGGGACAGUAUUUUCCUUKCGAAUCUGCCUUUUCCUCCCACAGUAUGGACCAAUGUGGAGCCCCGUUCAGUGCCAGUGUUUCCUUGGCAUUCAUUGGUCCCUUUCCUGGAGCCCAGCCAAUCGAGUGCGGCUGCCCAGCCCGCUGAUGGCCAACAGCUUGUCAAUCAGAGCAAAGAGCCCCGUUGUGGGGUGGCCCUAGUGAGUGACGGAUGGGUGGGUCCACCAGACGCAGAGCAAGGGUCUCCAUCCCGCCCACCACCCUCCUCCAAAGACAACGACCCCCCAGCUGGAAGAGCAGAAAGAGGUGGAGCCGACAGRGAGACGGAGAGCGAUGCAGACGACCCGUUUUUUCCGGGUGUAGCCAAUGAUCCUGCCCCGUCUACGAGCCCUAUUAAGAGGCGCACUCAGUCCCUCAGCGCCCUUCCCAAAGAUGGAGACAGAAAGAGGGAAAAGGACCACAUUCGGCGGCCGAUGAACGCGUUCAUGAUUUUCAGCAAGCGUCACCGGGCGCUGGUUCACCAGAGGCACCCCAACCAGGACAACCGCACGGUCAGCAAGAUCCUGGGCGAGUGGUGGUACGCCCUGGGGCCCAAAGAGAAGCAGAAGUACCACGACCUCGCCUUCCAGGUGAAAGAGGCUCACUUCAAGGCCCACCCAGACUGGAAGUGGUGCAACAAGGACAGGAGGAAGUCUAUCUCUGAGGGCCGAGAGACCCCAGGGGCCAAAGAGGCACGCGAGAGGAGCAUGUCUGAGAGCACAGAGCCUGAGUCAGUCUCUCAGGGAAUGGAGGUGAAGGGUGCGGCAGGCCCGGACUGGCCUGGGGGCUCUGAGCGUCAUGCGGGGGCCUACAGUGGUCAGCUCCCUCGCCCCCGGGCCUUCUCCCAGAGUGCAGUACACAGCCUGGAGAAGAGGGAGCGGGCCAGAGAUGUGGAGAAGUUGUGUCGAGAAGGGGCAGGCUCAUUCCGCAGCCGCCCCCCUACUCUCUCCCUGACACAGUGUGGGGCCAGCGAGGACGUGACCAGCGACGAGGAGCGCAUGGUCAUCUGUGAGGAAGAGGGGGACGAUGAUGUCAUGGAGGACUCGUGCCCUGAGGGAUCCAUAGACCUCAAGUGUAAAGAGAGAGUGACUGACAGUGACGAGGAUGAGCCGGAUGGACAGCGAGCCUUCCAGCCAGUGGUCCGCUCCUCUCUCCCCUACGCCACCAGCACCUCCCACGCCGACUCUCACUCCGACUCUACCAAGGGGAACACAGGGGGGAGCACCGGAGAGAGCUCUGAGAGGAAGAGAAAACGAGGGAUGGAGGGAGGAGAAGAGGGAAGUGGAGAAUCCAAAAGAGGAGGUGGAGGGGGGCAGGUUCCCUCUAAUUCCAUCCCUGGAUCGGCGCCCUUCACCUCGACCCCCGCUCUGGGUUAUGGACUCACCCAGGUGCUCGGUGCAGUCCGGAUGGCCCCCACCAUGGUGACCAACGUGGUAUGCCCCAUCGCCAGCACGCCCAUCCCUAUCACCAGCAAGCCAAUGGAAGGCCCCAUCGCCCUCAGUGCCCUCCCUGGGGAGAAGAAAGCCACGCUUCUGAUUGGCGGACCGGGAGCAGUAGGCGGGCCUAUCWCAGCAGGGGGUGGGUACUUGUCCUCGUCCUCUCCCAAURCCGUGAGUGUGGGGCCGGGGGGGCUGCAGGUCACCAGUCUAGUGCUGGGAGGAGCUUUCCCCAACCAGUCUAUACAGCUCAUAGCCCCGCCUCAGCCUCUCUUAAGCCCCACCCACAGCACCCUGCCACUUCCCCUGCUGCAGCCCCAGUUCCUUCCUGCCGCCUCUCUCACCUCCGCUGGCGGUGCCAAGCCUGGCCUCACCCAGGUGCAGUACAUCCUGCCCAUCCUGUCUUCUGUCAGUGCCAACCCCAAGAGCCCCUCCCCCCAGCUAACCCAGCAGCCAACCGGCGUCCUCACGCUACCCUCCACUCKGCCCACCCAUGUCUCCCAGGCCAAUGGAAUACAUUCGGGGGCAGGAGUGGGAAUAAGAUAUGCCGCAGUGGGAGGGGUCAGUCCUGGAGCAAGAGUCCAAGCCCAGUCUCCAGUCUUGCAGAGCAAGAUGUUGGUUCCCAUGGCAACAGUGAGAACCGGCUCUACUCCUCCUCAGCCAAUCUCCCACGUGGCCCCUCCKCUUCCUGUGCAAAAUGGUGCUCUACCAGGAAACAAGAUCAUCCAGAUUGCCCCCAUGCCAAUGGUCCAGACAAAUGUCCACCCUGCUGGAGCAGUGCAUCCUGGGAGUCCCUUCCCUGUAUCCAUGGCAACAGCCACUGUGAUGACUCCGGGCAUCAAACCCCCUCAGACCGUGUUGCUGACCUCGCCUCCAACAAGGAUCACUUAUGUCCAAUCCAGCACUGGAGUGGUCUCCACGGCAACGGUCCAGGCCCCUCUUUCUCCAGGACCCGCCUACCUGCCGUCGUCCCUGACGACUCUGGGCUUCACCGCCAUUACUCCGGCCGGCCAAGCCCUGAUGCAGCCUCUCGUAGCGGGCCAACCGCCAUUGCUAGCUCCGGCCCUUUCCCCUGGAGCCCCGGGGACUGGACGUCAACUCCUCACCGCCAUCUACCCGGCCCCUAGCAUCACCCUAGCGUCAGGUGGGGUCGCCAUGACCUCCGUGCUCCCCAAUUUGGCUCAAGAAGUGUCCGGCCAAUCAUCACCCUCGGCUGUCGGCGUCCAGGGUUCAAAGGACGUUACCCGGUCACAUGAAGAGGGAAUGCCACACCUGACUGCAGAGUUGGAGCAAAAGUCACAGGUGGAGGGCCAGGCCCAACGGAAGAACAAGGCUCAGAUAAAGAAAGAGAGCAUAAAGAAAGAGAAUACGACYGAGGAUGUCGAGGCAUAUAGCAAACCAGGUGCUAACUCAAUGGCUAAGUCCAGCAGCAAUAUACCAACAGGGAGUGAAGAAGACAGUGGUCGAGCCAGCCACAUGAAAGAAGAGAAUACAGACGAUGACCGAGAUUAUGCCCGAGGGAAUGGAGAAAGGGAGAGGGAGAUAAAGAAGGAGAGUGGGACGCCUGAACCAGAGGAGUCCAGGGAGGCAGAGGAUUGGCCCCAUGAGGGCCACAACAAAGGGGCCAGUGGCAACGGGGGCCACAGCAAAGAGGCAGGACCGAGGGAACCUCUCCACCCUCCCACAGGACUGGACCCUCCGCCUCCCCCACAGACUGACAGGGACGCGCCCCCCUCAGCCAAGAAGACCAAAUUCCGCCCCCCGCCACUCAAAAAGCCCUCAGACGCCGUUGAAAAGGUCCUGUCGGGGUCCUAUUUCGAGGAGCGCUUUGCCGAGCUGCCAGAGUUCAGGCCAGAAGAGGUGCUGCCCUCUCCCACCCUCCAGAGUCUGGCCACCUCCCCCCGAGCCAUACUGGGCAGCUAUCGGAAGAAGAGGAGGAACUCCACAGACCUGGACUCGUCUGCAGAGGACCCCAGCUCUCCCAGGAGGAAGGCUGCCGCUCGGAGCCGUCUCUCCAGCUGCAGCUCGGAGCCCAACACACCAAAGAGCGAGGCCAAGUGCGAGGGGGACAUCUUCACCUUCGACAGAGCUGGUGCUGAGUCUGAGGAUGUCUUGGGGGAGAUGGACAAAGUGCCGUACUCCUCUCUCCGGAGGACUCUGGACCAGCGCAGGGCUCUCGUUAUGCAGCUCUUCCAUGAACACGGCUUCUUCCCUUCAGCUCAGGCCACUGCAGCCUUCCAGGCACGCUACUCAGACACCUUCCCCACCAAACUGUGUCUGCAGCUGAAGAUCAGGGAGGUGAGGCAGAAGAUCAUGCAGACAGCCACACCUGGAACCCCCGGAAUCUCUGAGCCCGGCGGGUCAACAACAGGGGUCAUGGGUUCAACGGACUCCGCCUCGGCCGCCAUCGGCUCCUCCAAUACCAACACUCGAGAUGGUACAGGAACGGAGCCAGGAGAAAGAGGGCGGAGUCCUGAGGAGCCCAGGAAUGGGGGCAAAUUGUAGGAAUGGAAAGAAAGAGAGGUGGAAAGAAGGAGAAAAGCAAGAGAAUGGAGAAGGUGGAGAGAAAAAGUGUCAAACGAGAGAGAGGGGAGUGUUGUUGUGACCCACAGCAUGUCCUUGUACAUGUAGUAACAGGACAUCAGUUUUACUUCGACACAGUUCUGUACUGGCUGUACCCUCAGCACAUUUGUAGUUUGACACAGAACACUCUGUGGUACACACCAGUGGAGGCUGGUGGGAGAAGCUAUAGGAGGACAGGCUCAUUGUAAUGGCUGGAAUGGAAUCAAUGAUACCGUUCCAUURAUUCCAUUCCAGCCCUUACAAUGAGCCCGUCRUCCUAUAGCUCCCCCCACCAGCCUCCACUGGUACACACAUUCUUACUGUCUCUCUCUCUCUCUCMCGCACACACACCCCACCAACUCAGGCUGUUACUCUUGGGUGGCAGUCACAAGCACUGUCACACAGAAGACGACCGUACACAAUGGCACUUUGUAACAAUUUGUGCGGAUUCAGUUUGCAGCCCUCUGUUGCCAUUGACUUCCCUCCCUCCACUCCUCAGCACAGUGGUUGGGAUGUAUCCAAUGUAACAUCCACUGAAAUUCCACAGCCCCUCUAUGCUGCAACAACAGACAGCACUGAACUGGACACACACUGCACACACACAGUCUGCCAGUCAACUCAACACUCGCCUGACCAAGCCUUUGGCCUGCACAGUUUUUAGAGAUUGGAGAAAGUGAGUCAACCAUUGGCUCCCGAAAAAGGGAGGCUGGACUCAGCGUGACCAUUGACCAAUCCCUGACCCGAUCAGUAAUCAACGUCACAGACAGGCUGAGUUCCWAUUGGCUGGAGAGGAUGUUGUAUAUUGGGGUUUCCCCCCUUGUGGACGCCGUUAUGAGAUAUGAAAUAUGUAAAGAUUGAAGGGUGAUGCGUGACAAAGCAACAAACUCAACAUUGGUUGGCUGUAAACGAGCACAGAGAAAGGCUGAACGAGACAAAUCGUCCAUUCAUUGGUCAACUCAAGAGGCUGCGGAUUCCAUCAAGGAAGCCGGAAGCAGUUGAUGUGACAUGGCUCACUUGGCUCCCAAGUGACAGUUGACAAGCAAAAGUAGAUUUAUAACCAACAUCUAGGAGUCACCCAGUGGAUAUGUUGCUUUAUCUUGUAUUGUUGCAGUGGAAAUAACACGUUUUUUCUGUGGCCUGUUUUCUCUCUUGUGGCUCUCAUUGGUGUUUCUCCAGCAUAAACGUAUAUAAAAGGGGCUUGGAAACAGCCCACGCAACCCCUCUUCUAAAUGUGACUUUGGGCCAUUCCCCCUCUCCCAUAACUGCUCAGUAGACACAUAGAGGAGGGGGCAGGCAGUUCGUUUUUAAACGUUGAAAUCAGGUGUUUGCACAAUGUGUGGUCUUGUGACUGCAAUUUAAAUCAGGAAAGUAUUAUUUUUAGAGAUUGUUUCAUAGAAAUAACCUUGUUGUUCAAUGUUAUCAAUCCCCCUUCUUCCAUUUGGAGCCCCUUUCCCCUUUGCUUCCUUUCCCUGCCCCUCUAACCAAGUGUUGUUAGAAAGUGCCCUUAAGCACUGGUCCAGGGUCAGUUCUGUUACGUAGCUCAGGAUGGCUCUGGUUAGAGUUUAGUUCAGGGAAAACAGAUCCUAGACCAGCCCCGUAGGGCAUUCUCUGGAGCCCUCUCUCUUCCCUCUCUGCCACUUUAUUUUUUCCUUAUUAAAUGGUGCAAUAGGACAUUUGGAAUGGGUGGGUUAUGUGGGUCUGUGCCAUAGAUAUUUACAGUACAGUCAGAAGACCCAUUCUAACAACUAUGGCAUAAGAAGAACUCUCUGAGAUUGCUAUAUUUGAAGAGAUAGAGCAUAGCUAACUAACUAAAGUCAAAGACAUUCAAAUAGCACUUUUUGCCUCUUCACUUGUUUUGGGAAGAGUUGGGGUAGUUAUGGGUGUACCUUUAUUUCUCUGUAUACAGUUGGAUGUGUGAAAAAAAUCUAUAUUUCCAUAUGUGCAUAUAGAUGUUGUGUGUGUGUGUUUGCGCACAUGCAUGUAUGGACUCGGCCAUACCCUGGUUCCUUCACAUACCAUACAAUAAGACAUUAUCAAUCAUAUGUUCUUCACAUAUACCGGAGGCGUUAUUUUUACAGUCACCAGGACUAUUAUAUGCCACCUUGACUGUUAUAUAAUGAGAUAGUCCAAGAUCAAACGCAUAGAAUUUAUCAAAGAUUUGUUAAGUCUUGCAAAGGUGAGGCCUGAAAUGUUUCCAUGAACAUGCAUGUGCGCACGCAAACACACAGACAUACAUACACACACACACACACACAUGUAUGCGUGUACACUGUAUGAUUGUGCUUAAAAUAAACUGUCCAUACUUUGYAGAAGGAAUUUUAGAAUGAGAGAGAUGAGUGUGAGCUCAUAAACAGGCAUGUUGACCAUGUGCAAUAUUUCUAAGCAAAAUAAACAACUAAAUAUUGAAAAUAUUAAAGACCUAACACAAUA